Messenger RNA from Lasiosphaeria miniovina, 853 nucleotides. Its product is annotated as Longin-like domain-containing protein. Bases 92 to 688 code for a protein of 198 amino acids. Gene Ontology annotation, molecular function: SNAP receptor activity. NCBI's taxonomy places the organism in Eukaryota, Fungi, Ascomycota, Sordariomycetes, Sordariales, Lasiosphaeriaceae. The transcript has 4 exons. Gene Ontology annotation, biological process: endoplasmic reticulum to Golgi vesicle-mediated transport. The record is from RefSeq and is a predicted model, not a curated record. Gene Ontology annotation, cellular component: Golgi apparatus.
GCACUUGCUGGGUAGCCAUCUGUGCCGUGCCCCAAGGCUGGCCCCGCUCCACUCUUAAAUCUUGAUCCCUCGACUCAAACCGACCGCAGCUAUGAAGGUCUACUAUAUCGGUGUUCUGAAGAACACGGAGCAGCCCGCCGUGGUGCUCGCCGGCGCCCACGAGCUGAGCGAGUGGUCGAGGUUCACCAGAAACGAAUAUGGAAACUUCAUGACCAUGAUUGGCAAGACGGUCGCUGAGCGAACUAGUCCUGGCCAGAGGCAGAGUGUGGAAGAGCAAGACUAUGUCGUUCACUGCUACGCCCGAUCCGAGGGCGUCGCCGGCGUCAUCAUCACCAAGGACUAUCCUGCCAUGGCGGCACACAGCGUUUUGUCCAAGCUCAUUGACCAGUUCCUGUCCGAAACGCCCCUCGAUACGAUAGAGGCCGCGACCACGGACAACUCGGUGGAUUUCCCCGCGCUAGAAGAAUAUCUGAACACAUAUCAAGAUGCAAACGAGGCCAAUAGCAUUGCCAAGAUCCAGGCCGAACUUGACGAGACCAAGAUUGUUCUCCAUAAGGCAAUCGACAGCGUCCUGCAACGCGGCGAAAAGCUCGACGACCUAGUUGCGAAGAGCUCCGACUUGAGCUCCCAGAGCAAGAUGUUCUACAAGACUGCCAAGAAGCAGAACUCGUGCUGCCUUGUCAUGUAGGUGAGCCGGCGUCGAAGUGGCUGCUCCUGAGCAUAUGGGCAGCAACAAAGUACAGCCUGCGAUCCCGAUUUCCGGUCUCUUGGUCACAGUAUGCCACACGCAAGUUCUGGUACCUCUCAAUCAGGACCGUUUCAUCCCAAGCCGCUUCCUCACGUACCUACCUUU